AGCUGGCGACACCUCGUUCAGGUUAUAAGAGAAGGUCGAGCAAGCGCAGAGACGGCAGUUUGUGUUCAAUUUAAAAUUAAAUUAACGGCUUCGUCAUCAUUAAAUAUGAUGAACGGAGCCGUGACUUUAACUUCAACGGAGGGUGUGAGAUUACCUCAGGAGCCGGGAUCCUCCUUGUGUGAACUGAACAAUGCCAUAUUAAAGGAUGAAGAGAAAGACAAAAAGGUUACUAAAUCUAACAAAAGCAAUAAAGAUGAGAAAAACAAGAAUUCAAAACAUAAUUCACCAUCUCUGCCUAAGACUGAGAGAGAACCGAGUCACAGGAAACGCAAGAAUAAUCUGGCAGGAAAUAACCUGAACAAAAAACAUAAGGAAGACACCUCAGAGAUGCAAAUCAACAAAGAAGUUAAAAUAGAGCAAAAGGAAAGCUAUGAUGCUACAGAAAAGAAAGUGAAAGGAAACUUACUGAAGAGAUCUACAUGUCAGGAAUCCUUUGAAGAUAUGCUCAUGGGUAUGGAUGAACAGCUGAAAGAAUUCUGUGCCAGGAAACAGAAAAAUAAGGAUAGGAAACACAAAGAAAGGGAAAAGACUAAUUCCUCCAAUAAACCACAAGACAAGGAGGAAAAUAACCUUGGCAGACCAAAUGAUGACCUGAAAUCAACAGGCUGUGAUAAUGGAGACACAGCUAAAAAACUAACAAGCAAAGAAACUCCAGCAAGGGAAGAUGACCUUUCUAAGGCGCAUAAUUUGAAUGUGAAAUCCGAGCCACAGAUCACCAAGGAAGAUUCUGGAAAUCAUGAAAGCGAGCAGACUGAAAAAAGUGAUGAGCAGAAGGACGAGGAUCCUUCUAUAAAGUUGAGUGAAGAACAAGAUCUGGAUGGAAAUGAGAUUCCAGUUGGAAAUAUUAAGAAAAUGAAAAGGGUCUACUGUAAUGCCAGUUAUGGACAUUCAAAUGACAAACUCAAGAAGCCAAAACUGGAGGAAACUGAAGAGGAUGAUGAGAUACCUCAGACAUCAUCUGCAUGCAUGGCAGCAAGAAGGAAUUCAGAGAAGCUAAAGAAGAAAUUGAAGGUCACAAUUGAAGAAAAGGAGGGAAAGCAGAAAUUGAGGAAGGGGGAAAAAAGCAAGACUCAAUUGAAGGAGGAGGAAGAGAAGAAAAGAGAAGCAGAAAAAUGGAAAUGGUGGGAAGAGGAGCACUAUGAAGAUGGUGUAAAAUGGAUGUUUCUAGAACAUCAAGGCCCAUUGUUUGCAGCAGAAUAUGAGCCGCUUCCUUUUGGUGUUGAUUUUUAUUACAAUGGUGAUCAUAUGAAGUUGAGCCUCGCAGCAGAAGAAGUAGCCACCUUCUACGCGAAGAUGCUGGAUCAUGAGUACACUUCAAAGGAAGUCUUCAGACAAAACUUCUUUCAUGACUGGCAGAAGGAAAUGAAUGAGCAAGAGAGAAUGAUGAUCACCGACUUAAAUAAAUGUGAUUUCACACAACUGCAUAAGUACUUCACUGAAAAAGCUGAGGCCAAGAAAGCAUUGCCCAAGGAGGAGAAACAGAAACUUAAGUUAGAGCAAGAUGCAAUCACUGAGAUUUAUGGCUACUGUGUAAUGGAUGGACAUCGAGAGAGAAUUGCCAACUUCAAAAUAGAGCCACCAGGGCUGUUUCGUGGACGUGGCGACCAUCCAAAGAUGGGAAAACUAAAGAAAAGGAUCAUGCCUGAAGAUGUCAUUAUCAACUGCAGCAAGGAUUCCAAGAUUCCAGAGCCUCCAGAAAAUCACCAGUGGAAGGAGGUACGUUUUGACAAUAAAGUAACCUGGCUGGCAUCUUGGACAGAAAAUGUCCAGGGACUCCUUAAGUACAUCAUGCUCAACCCAAGUUCCAAACUUAAGGGUGAGAAGGACUGGCAAAAAUAUGAAGUAGCCCGACGCCUGAAGGACAAGAUUGAUGCAAUCCGGAGUCAGUAUCGCAUAGACUGGAAAUCUAGGGAAAUGAAAUCACGACAACGAGCAGUGGCACUCUAUUUCAUUGACAAAUUGGCGUUGAGAGCUGGAAAUGAGAAGGAGGAAGGAGAGACUGCUGAUACAGUUGGUUGCUGCUCACUCCGUGUCGAACAUAUUAAAUUGCAUGAUAACGAUGGAGGACAGCAGUGCGUGGUGGAAUUUGACUUCCUUGGAAAGGACUCUAUUAGAUACUACAACAAGGUUCCAGUGGAGAAACAGGUGUUCAAGAAUCUGAAAUUAUUCAUGGAGAAUAAGGAUCCUAACGACGACCUGUUUGACAGAUUAAAUACCUCUGAUCUGAACAAACACCUUCAGGAGUUAAUGGAGGGACUCACUGCCAAAGUGUUUCGAACGUACAAUGCCUCCAUCACAUUGCAAGAACAGUUGGCAGAAUUAACUGACCCUGAAGAAAGCAUCGCAGAAAAGAUCUUGUCCUAUAACCGAGCUAACAGAGCAGUGGCCGUUCUCUGCAACCACCAGAGGACACCCCCGAAAACCUUUGAGAAAUCCAUGAAAAACAUUCAGUCCAAGAUUGAAGCCAAAAAGGAACAACUUGCAGUGGCUAAGAAAGAUCUGAAAAAUGCCAAGGUGGAUUACAAAGUGAAAAAAGACGAAAAAUCAAAACAGUUGGUGGAGAAGAAGAAAAAACUAUUACAGAGGCUGGAAGAACAACUAAUGAAGCUGGAAGUUCAAGCAACAGAUAGAGAGGAGAACAAGCAGAUUGCAUUGGGCACAUCCAAACUCAACUAUCUUGAUCCCAGAAUCACCGUUGCUUGGUGCAAGAAGUGGCACGUUCCCAUUGAGAAGGUCUACAACAAGACACAGAGAGAGAAAUUUGCGUGGGCCAUUGAUAUGACUGAUGAAAACUUUGAAUUCUAAAAACAAAACUCAUGUUUGCCUCAAGAAGCAAUUGCACAAUACCUCAGGGAGUCAAAAAAGCUGUAACAGUAUAAACAUCUGCACUUGUACACUGGUCGUUGAAUCUGUUUCUUUCAAUAUGUUUAUAUUUAGAAAUUUAUAUAAUUUUUCAUUUGCUUUGCACAGUUGGUGAGAAAUCUUCAUUGGACAGAAUUAAGAUGAAAGUUAUUGAAAUAUAUAAAGCUUAAUGAAAGUACAAGCUUUGGCUUAAUGGUGCUGUAUUGCACCUUGUGGCCAGAAGUACAUAUUAUGAAGUGAUGAGCUUCUAAAGAAAAAAGGAAACAUGCAAUUGUAUAGUGCCUGACUACAUCUCUCAAUCAUCCUCAUCCAAAAGUUCUUGAUAUUACCUGUAAGAACCCUCUAAUGUUUUUUGAAGUCAUGGGCAAUUUGUUCUAAGUAGGUGGUCCCUUUAAAUUUUUUUGGGCCAACCCUGUGCUGCCUCUGUGGGAACUUGAAGGUUGCUGCGCAGUGUCGAAGGAAUGAUGGUUACCUGUAAAGUACACAACAGCAAUUGUAGGUGAAUAUCACACAACAAUGCAGUAAUUGCAGUGUCUGUCUAGUUCAAGCCACUGACAAUAGCAUGGAGCAAAAAUAAAUUAGUAUUAGCAUUCAAAAUUAGUUGAAUGGAUAUCAAGUACUAUUAAACAAGAUUAGAAAAUUAAAGUGUCUACCCCUUCUGUGUGUAGAUUAUUGCUGGUCUCUGGGUUCAGAGUCAAGCAAUCCAUAUGAUUUAGGCCUAAGAAAACGAAAAGGGGAAACGAAUCAGUUGAUUGUAUGUUAAGAAAGGUACACAGUCAAAACAUUCUUAAAAAAAAAUUGUGCCUGUAGGUGGCACUUUACAACUGGAAAGGCAGCAUGCAAAAGACAAAGCACUGAAAUCAUCACCUCAUGCCAGAAACAACAACUGGAGUAAGAUUUUCAGCUAAGUAUAUUCUUCCUCCCCAGCACCAUCCCAAGAUCAAAUAAAUCUGAAGAAUCAGAACAGAAAUCUGAAAAAAAAAUAGGCCCACACAAAAACCAACUGUGUGCCAAAUCCUGGUUCGAUUUCAAUCAACACACUCACACUGCCACGGGCACAACACCCGUGUAAACGAAAAUAAUUGUUUCAUUUACUCAAAAUCUUAACAGCCUGUUCUCGAUUAUAAAUUUGCAUGUCCCUUAUUUGAAUGGAUUUUUGCUAAACCUUAAUCUAAUGUGAUAUCUGCCUAAUGCAAAUAUACCAGCAUAGAAUUAACAAAAUAACAGGUGCAAAACCUUCAAGAAAUUGUUGUCUUUAGAGUUUUUUGGCUGUGAUUUAACCAACUAUAAUUCAAGUGAAAACAUGCUCAAUCCAAAAAUAAGGCAGGUUUAUCUGAGAUGGGUAGAAUUGGUUUCUGACCCUGGGCCUAUUGCAGACUGGGUAAUGAAAUUGGUAGUACCUAUUAUCUAUAUUCAAAAAUCUCUUCUGACUCUUAGUGAUUUGGCCACCCUUAGCCUUAAAAGGGCAGAUCAGGAAAAAAUAAAUUCAAAAUAUCUUAUUCCAUUUCAAUAAAAUGUUUAUAAUAUUGUUCCAGUAAUACACAUGAAGUAAACGAUCACAAGAUAAGUGGAGAGGAGGAAACCCAUUUGACCCAUCUUUUUUCAUCCAUUCAGUGGCCAGAACUGGGUGGUGUAUCCAAGGUGCAAUCUGACAGAGCACGAUCAAGUUUGUUUGCUCUCUCCUCUGACUUACUGUUUUGGCUAUAUAGUUCAACAUCCGAUUAGCUUUUGUUGGUUACUAUCCUGCAUUAGUUUGUUAAGUGUUAUAUUCUAAUACUGUUCUGCAUUGGUUUAAGUGUCAUAUGUUAACUGCUAAGAUCCUUAGUUUUGUACUUGCUUAUUUCAACAUUCAUGGAAAAAGUGUGUCAGUGUUUUGGGUAUAUGCCAUACUUUUAAGCUUGUAUGAGUUCAAUUACACCCUUUUGUUCUGGGGACACACAUUUUAAUUCUACAAAUUUUGCAAUUUCUGAACUGAAUCUACUUCCCUUGACAGUUUAAAAUUAGCUGCAAAUUUUAUCUCUUUGCAUUGAGUUCUGAAUCUAAGUUAGAUAUGUAAAUUAAAAUCUUUAGUUUCCCAUGUUUAGUUUACCUUUUAAAACCAUUAACACAGGUCUUGGGGACCACAAAUGAAUCACAUACUAAGUGUAGACAAUCCAUAUAAUAUUUCAUAUAUUACAGGUGCCUAGAUUUCAAAAAGUACUUGAUUGGCCGUAAAUUGACUUCAUUAGGAUGUCCAGAGAUUGUCAAAGGUGCUGUAUAAAUGCAAGUCUAUAUGUAAAUAUUCACUGACUCUUCAACCUUACUCUAUAGUUCCUGUCUUUGCCUUUCAACCAUGUUCCAACAUGGCUUAUGUUUGUUUCCUGCUUCCUCAAGUAGGUUAAUGCAUUCAAUAAAAACAGGAAAUGAUUGAAAAA
This is a messenger RNA of Carcharodon carcharias (great white shark), 5336 nucleotides long. RefSeq names its product DNA topoisomerase 1-like. Gene Ontology annotation, biological process: DNA topological change; DNA replication; chromosome segregation. The transcript is spliced from 25 exons. The coding region runs from base 106 to 2865 and encodes 919 amino acids. Gene Ontology annotation, molecular function: DNA topoisomerase type I (single strand cut, ATP-independent) activity; DNA binding. The record is from RefSeq and is a predicted model, not a curated record. Gene Ontology annotation, cellular component: nucleolus; chromosome. NCBI's taxonomy places the organism in Eukaryota, Metazoa, Chordata, Chondrichthyes, Lamniformes, Lamnidae.